AUGGACGACUUUCACAAUAGCUUGAUCCCCAGGUCUGAAGGGGAUGGCGCCGGCCGAGGGCAACGAGCUCUGGUGGUCACAGGCAUCUUGACAGGAAUCGCUGCCGUCACCGUCGCAAUGCGAUUUUUGGCUCGGGUUGGACUGAUGAAGACCACGGGUCGUGAGGACUGGACUAUUCUACUCUCUCUGGCAUUUUCAAUCGUAUAUCUCGGUCUAGUUGCAUCCGGCAACAUAGAAACACACUACGGCCUCGGAAGACACUCAAACGAGCUCUCUCCCCAUGACUUCCAGCAACAACUAAAACGCCUCUGGGCCGCCAUCCCCAUGUACAACGCCAGUCUCGCCUGCACCAAAUACUCCAUUCUCUUCCAAUACCUGCGCAUCUUCCCGGACCGCGGCUUCCGCAUCACCUGCUACAUCGUGAUGGCCAUCGUGGCAAUCUACUCCUCGUGGGCCAUCGUCAGCGGCUACGUCAACUGCGUGCCCGUGGCACGGUUCUGGAACCGCGAAAUCCCCGGCUCCUGCCUCAGCUUCGAGGCGUUAUGGUUCUUCAACGCCUCCAUGAACAUCGCUACCGAUCUGGCCCUGCUCAUCAUGCCGAUGCCUCUCCUCUCUCAUCUGCAGCUCCCGCGCAUGCAGAAACUCGCGCUCAUGGCUGUCUUCGCUAUCGGUGGACUCGUCGCCAUAACCAGCAUCCUCCGGCUCUCCAGCCUCCGCACCGUAUCCAAAAGCCCCGACACCUCAUACAGCAACGUCGCCGCGGCCUACUGGACCGCCGCGGAAUGCAACGUCGCGAUCAUCUGCGCCUGUCUGCCCUUCUUGCGUCCUCUGGUCAGCCGCCUCUUCCCGAAGCUGCUCUCGACAAAUAGCUAUAAUCGGUACUCGCACUCGCGCGGACUCACCCUCGCCACGAAUACGAACGCGAAGUCGAAAGCGAGGAGGUCGCAGGUGCCUAAGGUGCCGCUUUAUUCGCAGGAUCGCGAGUUUGGGCUGUGUACGGUUGAUGUGGAGGUGCAGGCUGGGUUAGGUGGUGAGGGUGGUGGGAUUGAGGUGAGGACUGAGAUGACGCAGCAGAGUUCGGUUCAGGGGGAGGAGUCGACGAGUCAGAGGAGGUUGGUUAUGGAUGUAUGA
Aspergillus steynii IBT 23096 is the source of this 1131-nucleotide messenger RNA. RefSeq names its product PTH11-like integral membrane protein. The record is from RefSeq and is a predicted model, not a curated record. The transcript has 6 exons. NCBI's taxonomy places the organism in Eukaryota, Fungi, Ascomycota, Eurotiomycetes, Eurotiales, Aspergillaceae. The coding region runs from base 1 to 1131 and encodes 376 amino acids.